AUGGCUUCUCGUUUGUUCAGCCGUCUAUUCCUUCGUCGAUCGCUCCGGAUCCUCUCGAACGCUUCCAACGUGUCAGUCCUGGAAUCCCAACAUGGGUCCACUUUGGAGACCUGGAAACAGUUUGAGCAAGUAGCGCAUGUGGGCAACGGGAGCCCAAAGGUUAUGUCGUGCGACGCCGAUACCGACGGUCAACCCUUCUCGCAAGAGGCCUGGAACGAUCAACUCCUACAGUUCAUCACUACUAACCGGCUGCCGUUCCAAUUUAUCGAAAAUCCAGCCUUUCGCCGCCUGAUCACACAAUCGGCGUCCGCUCCAGCUUUAAGCCCUCCAACCGUACCCUCCGCUGAUACAAUUCGACAUCGGUUGUCUACUCUUGUCAAAGAGCGUCAGCAGGAUACGCUCAAGAUGCUACCAGAGCAUGCGAAGGUCUCGGUUGCACUAGACUGUUGGACAUCUCCAUUUGGGCAGGCGUUUAUGGCUAUCACUGGCUAUUUUAUCGACGCCGACUGGGUGUACCGCGAGGUGCUACUCGGCUUUAAGCCCCUUUAUGGGACCGCAUACAGCAGUCCCAAAAACCAACAUGCCGAGACUCAAUGGUCAGAGCGUCAGAUGACCCUAGCCAAGGCGAACGCACAAUCUAACAACCGGGAGAUACCGUAUACCUUACAAAGAAUACGAGAUCUUACAGUCUUCAUCUGGGCUAGUCCUCAGCGCCGGGAGCCAUUCCUAAAGCUUCAACUUCCAGCCCUAGGGCUAAUACUAGUCCAGGAUGUUAAGGUUCAAUGCAAUUCAACGUUUCUUAUGCUUCGCCGAGCAAAGAGGAUCCGUUCUUUUAUUGUCACAUUCUGUGAAGACUACAACUAUCUAGAGCUCGCACUUGAUGAUGAUCAGUGGCGCCAGAUCGACUACCUUCUUUGCCUCACAAAGCCGUUCUUUGAUUAUACCCUUUCCCUUUCAAAGACGCGCGAUGUGACAUCGCAUCUUGUAUUACAGAUCUAUAACUUGCUCUUUGAACACAUUGAACGAUCAAAGAUACAGUUACAGCGAAAGCGUGUCGUUUGGAAGAAACAGAUGCUCAUCUCUCUCGAGGCUAGCCAUGCAAAAUUGCGCGACCACUUCAAAGAGACGGACCAUAUGCGGGGGCAUAUCUAUGCACUGUGUACAAUGAUAUCGCCAGAUAGUAGAUUCCAGUUCUUCCUUUCUGAUGAUUGGUCCGAAGCCAAAGGAUUACGCGAUCAGUACCGUGUCGCAUUCCGUGAUGUGACUGAUUUUGAGCCUCUCUCCUUCUGGAGAGAGGAUGAAUUCCGUUUCCCGGCUAUUACUGCACUUGCAAGGGAUGUACUCGCAAUCCCGGCAACGGGCGCUGGGGUAGAAAGUCUGUUUAAAACUGCACGCGAUAUCUGCCACUAUCCCCGCGGCUCUUUAAAGCCGCAUACUGUCGAAGAGCUGAUGCUGUACCUAUGUACAUCAAGAUUUAACCUUGAGGUGCAGGAAGCGAAGGAAUUUGAACAGUUCUUGAUAUCUGAUGACAUCCAGGUAUUGAUGGAAGAGAAGUAUGAGCAGUCAGGCGCAGAUGACCUCGAAAUUGAAGAGAUCAGUGAUACUAAAGAGCAGGGUGAUAGCUCUGAGGAUCUGACUGAUAUUGACGAUAGUUCCAACGAUGACGAUGCUACCAUCACUGCUAUAGCUAUAGCUGCACCGUCUUAG
This is a messenger RNA of Penicillium angulare, 1707 nucleotides long. RefSeq lists its product as uncharacterized. NCBI's taxonomy places the organism in Eukaryota, Fungi, Ascomycota, Eurotiomycetes, Eurotiales, Aspergillaceae. The record is from RefSeq and is a predicted model, not a curated record. Gene Ontology annotation, molecular function: protein dimerization activity. Bases 1 to 1707 code for a protein of 568 amino acids. The transcript is spliced from 6 exons.